CUCUCUCCCUGUGAUGAGAGCCUCCUGCUGCCUCAGCCACAGUCCCACCGGCGGGCCUUGGGCCCGGGACAUUCGGUGAUCUCAGAGCAAGGGCAGCCACUGCCACCUGGACCUCACCAGACAUGGAGGCCCACCCCAAGGAGCUGGUGUCCCUGAUGGGAAGAAAAGCCACUGUCGCCGGUGGGAACGCUGUCAUCCUGCAGGAGAAGAGGCCAGCAGAGAUCACCCCCACUAAGAAGAAUGCACACUUCUUCCUGGAGAUAGAAGGGUUUGAGCCCAACCCCACUGUCGCCAAGACCUCCCCACCCAUCUUCUCUAAGCCUAUGGAUUCCAACAUCCGGCAGUGCCUCUCUGGCAACUGUGAUGACAUGGACUCGCCGCAAUCUCCUCAGGACGAUGUGACAGAGACACCAUCCAAUCCCAACAGCCCCAGUGCACACCUGGCUAAAGAAGAGCGGAGGCGACAAAAGAAGCGGCUGAAGAAGCGCAUCUUUGCAGCUGUGUCCGAAGGCUUCGUGGAGGAGCUGGUAGGGCUGCUGGUGGAGCUGCAGGAGCUUUGCAAGAGGCGCCGCAGCCUGGAUGUGCCUGACUUCCUCAUGCACAAGCUGACAGCCUCAGACACAGGGAAGACCUGCCUGAUGAAGGCCUUGUUGAACAUCAACCCCCACACCAAGGAGAUUGUGCGGAUCCUGCUGGCCUUUGCUGAUGAAAACGAUAUUCUGGACAGGUUCAUCAAUGCCGAGUACACUGAGGAAGCCUAUGAAGGGCAGACAGCGCUGAACAUCGCCAUCGAGCGGCGGCAGGGAGACAUCACAGCGCUGCUCAUCGCUGCCGGCGCCGACGUCAAUGCCCACGCCAAGGGGGUCUUCUUCAACCCCAAGUACCAGCACGAAGGCUUCUAUUUCGGCGAGACACCCCUGGCCCUGGCAGCAUGUACCAACCAGCCCGAGAUUGUGCAGCUGCUUAUGGAGAAUGAGCAGACGGACAUCACCUCACAGGACUCACGGGGCAACAACAUCCUACAUGCGCUGGUGACAGUGGCCGAAGACUUCAAGACCCAGAAUGACUUUGUCAUGCACAUGUAUGACAUGAUCUUGCUCAGGAGUGGCAACUGGGAGCUGGAGACCAUGCGCAACAACGACGGCCUCACCCCGCUGCAGCUGGCUGCCAAGCUGGGCAAGGCCGAGAUCCUGAAGUACAUCCUCGGUCGUGAGAUCAAGGAGAAGCCCCUCCGGAGCCUGUCCAGGAAGUUCACUGACUGGGCGUAUGGGCCCAUGUCGUCCUCACUCUAUGACCUCACCAAUGUGGACACCACGACAGACAACUCGGUGCUGGAAAUCAUUGUCUACAAUACCAACAUUGAUAACCGGCACGAGAUGCUGACCCUGGAGCCCCUGCACACGCUGCUGCGGAUAAAAUGGAAGAAGUUUGCCAAGUACAUGUUCUUCCUGUCCUUCUGCCUUUAUUUCUUCUACAACAUCACCCUGACUCUCAUCUGUUACUACCGACCCCGGGAGAAGGAGGCCCUCCCACACCCCCUGGCCCUGACACACAACAUGGGGUGGCUGCAGCUCUUAGGAAGGAUGUUCGUGCUCAUCUGGGCCAUGUGCAUUGCUGUGAAAGAGGGCAUUGCCAUCUUUCUGCUGAGACCCUCGGAUCUGCAGUCCAUCCUCUCAGAUGCCUGGUUUCACUUUGUAUUUUUUGUCCAAGCUGUGCUUGUGAUACUGUCUGUCUUCUUGUACUUGUUUGCCUACAAAGAGUACCUCGCCUGCCUCGUGCUGGCCAUGGCCCUGGGCUGGGCGAACAUGCUCUACUACACUCGGGGGUUCCAGUCCAUGGGCAUGUACAGCGUCAUGAUCCAGAAGGUCAUUUUGCAUGAUGUUCUGAAGUUCUUGUUUGUGUAUAUCGUGUUCUUACUUGGGUUCGGAGUAGCCCUCGCCUCACUGAUUGAGAAGUGUCCCGGUGACAAAAAGGACUGCACCUCCUACGGCAGCUUCAGCGACGCUGUGCUGGAACUCUUCAAACUCACCAUAGGCCUGGGCGACCUGAACAUCCAGCAGAACUCCAAGUACCCCAUCCUCUUUCUGUUCCUGCUCAUCACCUACGUCAUCCUCACCUUCGUCCUCCUCCUCAACAUGCUCAUCGCCCUCAUGGGAGAGACUGUGGAGAACGUCUCCAAGGAGAGCGAGCGCAUCUGGCGCCUACAGAGAGCCAGGACGAUCUUGGAGUUUGAGAAAAUGUUGCCAGAAUGGCUGAGGAGCAGAUUCCGGACGGGAGAGCUGUGUAAAGUAGCAGAGGAGGACUUCCGGCUGUGUCUGCGGAUCAAUGAGGUGAAGUGGACUGAAUGGAAAACACAUGUCUCCUUCCUCAACGAAGAUCCAGGGCCCGUGAGACGGACAGAUUUCAACAAAAUCCAAAAUUCUUCUAGGAGCAACAGCAAAACCACCCUCAAUGCAUUUGAUGAAUUAGAAGACUUUCCAGAAACUUCAGUGUAGAAGCAGAAUGCAGAGCUGGUGUUAGCAUGGGCCUUUGGGUGCUAAAGGCUGGGUCCUGGGCUGUGUGGAGAGGGCUUUGCAGAGGCAGGAGCCUGCUCUGCCUGCCCAGGAGCAGAGAGCACCCUCCGGCUGAGUGGGUGGCUGAACUGAGAGGCAGAUGUCAGUUUUUCUGAGUGUGAAACACUCUGGAUGUUGUUACUUGGUGAAGAGUUUGUGUAAACGCAUGGUCAGCAGUCCUGAGCCUGAGGUCCUUGGAGUCCUAGGUGAAGUCUUUGGAUUCACCAACUGGUGAGCAGGUCAGCUUGGCUGGGCGAGGGGCUGUGGAGAAGGGUGGGGACCUGAGAAGCAGAGCUUUCUUCCUGGCUACAUUCCCUUAGUAGCCUCCAGCUCCAGCUCCCACAUUCCAUGUCUUCCCUGGGCGUCCUGAAUUUCAGGGGCUCUUGAUCCCAUCCCAGCACAUACAGGGGACUGAGCUAAAUCCCAUAUCCUGGGGGUGGAGGGGAGUGAGUCAUGGAAAUGUCCUUCCAGGACCUUCAGGGUACAGGAAACUACCCUUGGUGUGUGUGCUCCUUGGCAUCCCAAGGCUCAAACUGUUGCAAAGUGAGAGACAUUUUUAGUAGUGUAAUUAACAUCAGGCUUUUAUUUUCAAUAGAGUAAGGACAUUUCAAUUUUAAAUGAAAAUUACUUCAAAUGAAGUACAUGAUUUUAUAAGUUGAGAAGUAGAUUUUAGGAUUUGGGACUGGGUAUAAGUGUUGUGUCCUAGGCCUCAGGGUGGCCAGAGGACAAACAAAAAGCUUUUCUUUACACACACAAAAGUCAGCAGGAGCCAUGCCCCGUAGGGCCCAUCUGGGUGCCUGUGAUCUGGGUGAAAGAGCUUGGCUCCCUUCCUGGCGCUGGCGGUGACAGUGCAUGCGCUGGGUCCCGGCCUCCUCUGCAGCAGGGAUGGCAGCUGCCCUAUUUCUGUGGCCGUCAGCCUCAGAGGCUGCUCUUCGAUGUCAGUAUUGCUCACUGGAGCAGUUGAACACAGCACCUGAAAUGCUGGCUCCAGCAUAAUGUGUUUUUAAUAUUUAAAAUAUUUAAAUAUUUUUGUUCACUGUGAAUUAGGAAGCUAAGGAAAAGGUGUGUGAGGAAGGAGCAUUUGCCAAAACAAGUUGCUUAUUUUUAGAUCCUCAUCCUCUGAGUUUCUCCCCCUGAAAAUACACGGAGUUAGUUUGGGG
Phyllostomus discolor (pale spear-nosed bat) is the source of this 3712-nucleotide messenger RNA. It is a transcript of the gene TRPV3, whose product is annotated as transient receptor potential cation channel subfamily V member 3. The record is from RefSeq and is a predicted model, not a curated record. The transcript is spliced from 18 exons. Gene Ontology annotation, biological process: calcium ion import across plasma membrane. NCBI's taxonomy places the organism in Eukaryota, Metazoa, Chordata, Mammalia, Chiroptera, Phyllostomidae. Gene Ontology annotation, cellular component: membrane. Gene Ontology annotation, molecular function: protein binding; calcium channel activity. The coding region runs from base 123 to 2495 and encodes 790 amino acids.